AUGUCCACACUGGAGAGUGGAACCAGCAAUGUGCCCAGUGCUCAUGCCCCAACAAGUGUCCAUGUCAUCCAGCCCCGGUAUCCGGUGACUUCAGAAAGCCACAAGCAACCUUCAGGGUUCACCACUUACCCACCCUCCAUGACAGUGGUCCAGUGUGAUACAGGAAGAACAAACUUAGCGCAGCCAUUCCUAGUGUACCAGAAUGCAGCGGGGGUGACCGGUGCACAGGGCCAGCUCACUGUGCUCCAGCCUCCAGCAGGAGGGCCUGGUUUGCAGACUUCGCCUGGAGURACCCAGUACCCACUGGGAACAGCCCGUGUCCAGACCCUGCCUGGAGACCCUGAGAAUCCUGCCAUCGCCAUCCCCGGGCUGACCCCCACCUCAGGCCAGUCCCCGUCGAACAUGGCAUGGAACAUGUCAUUUGCAUCAUUUCCUGCAUUUGAUCCCAAGAAAUUCAUCAAUGAUGAGGUCAGAACAUUAGGGGCCAUCCAGAUCAUCAUUGGCCUGAUGCACAUUUUCUCUGGGAUCAUCCCUCUGCUGUAUUCCAAGCUUUCUGUGACUGGAAUAUCAGGGUAUCUGUUCUGGGGAGGAUUAUCCUACAUUGCCUCUGGAUCCCUGUCUGUAUUGGCUGAGAAGGACCCCAGCCCAUGUGUGGUGAACGGCAGCAUCGCCAUGAACGUGGUCAGUGCGGUCUUCUCCCUGACGGGCAUCUCCAUUUUCAUUAUAGAUAUGUCCGUUCAAAGUGAGGUGAGCAAUGCACCUGUUAACAUAAAGGCCUAUGUGGGUAGUCUCCUGCCCUUUGUCCUCUUGGAGUUCUUCCUCACAUGUGUGGUCUCGCAUUUUGGGUGCCAGGCUGUCUGCUGGAGACGCUUUGAGAACAUGACAAUAGGUUCAAGCAUAUUCAGCUUCAACACAGCCAACAUGACCGCCAGCCACAUCCACACUACUGACAUCCCUGUCAACGCAGCCACCAGCCCUGCCAACCCUAUUACCAGCCCUGCCAACCCUAUCACCAGCCCUGCCAACCCUACCACCAGCCCUGCCAACCCUACCACCGGUCCUGCCAAACCUAGCUGCCCUGACAACGUUCCUCCUGAACCCAUGUACCAAGAUGUACCUGAUUAUGGCCGGAGAUAG
Urocitellus parryii (Arctic ground squirrel) is the source of this 1137-nucleotide messenger RNA. NCBI's taxonomy places the organism in Eukaryota, Metazoa, Chordata, Mammalia, Rodentia, Sciuridae. The record is from RefSeq and is a predicted model, not a curated record.